Messenger RNA from Castor canadensis (American beaver), 1626 nucleotides. RefSeq names its product Cbl proto-oncogene C (gene Cblc). The record is from RefSeq and is a predicted model, not a curated record. NCBI's taxonomy places the organism in Eukaryota, Metazoa, Chordata, Mammalia, Rodentia, Castoridae. Gene Ontology annotation, cellular component: membrane raft; plasma membrane. Gene Ontology annotation, molecular function: calcium ion binding; ubiquitin protein ligase activity; phosphotyrosine residue binding. Gene Ontology annotation, biological process: cell surface receptor signaling pathway; negative regulation of epidermal growth factor-activated receptor activity.
AUGGCUGCCGCGCCGGCCCCGCGGGGGUGGCAGUGGCGGGAGCCGCGCGCGCUCGGCCGGGCGGUCCGGCAGCUGCAGCGCCUGGAAGAGCAAUGCGGGGACCCCCGGCUGGCCCUGGGGCCCCCCUCGCUGCGGGACCUGCUGCCCCGCACCGCGCAGCUCCUGCGAGACGUGGCCAAAGCCCGGCGCGGAGCGGACGGACGCGGCGCCCAGGGUCCCGGGGGCGCCGGGGACUUUCUCGCCAUCUACCUGGCCAACCUGGAGGCCAAAGGCAAGCAGGUGGCCGCGCUGCUGCCCGCCCGGGGCCAGAGGGAGGCCAACGAUGAGCUCUUCCGGGAGGGAUCGAGGCUCAGGCGGCAGCUGGCCAAGCUGGCCCUCAUCUUCAGCCACAUGCACGCAGAGCUGGGCGCGCUCUUCCCUGGGGGAAAGUACAAUGGCCACCUGUACCAGCUUGCCAAGGCGCCAGCCCACAGCUUCUGGAGGGAGCACUGUGGAGCCAGGUGUGUGCUGCCCUGGGCCGAGUUCCAGUCUAUCCUGUGCUCCUGCCACCCUGUGGAACCAGGACCUGCUGCCCAGGCCUUGUGCUCCACCAUGGAUCUCACCUGCAGCCGCCACGUGUCCAUCUUUGAGUUUGACAUCUUCACCAGGCUCUUCGAGCCCUGGCCAACGCUGCUCAGGAACUGGCAGCUCCUGGCUGUCACCCACCCAGGCUACAUGGCCUUCCUCACAUACGAGGAGGUUCAAGCACGCUUGCAGGCCUGCAGAGACAAGCCAGGCAGCUACAUCUUCCGGCCCAGCUGCACUCGCCUGGGACAAUGGGCCAUUGGGUACGUGAGCUCGGAUGGCAGCAUUCUACAAACCAUCCCUCUCAGCAGACCCCUGUUCCAAGUGCUUCUGAAGGGGCAGAAGGAUGGCAUCUACCUCUAUCCCGAUGGGAAGAGCCACAACCCAGAUCUGACGGAGCUGUGCCAGGCAGAGCCCCACAAACGCAUCCACGUGUCGGAGGAGCAGCUGCAGCUCUACCUGGCUAUGAACUCCACAUUUGAACUCUGUAAAAUCUGUGCUGAAAGCGACAAGGACGUGCGGAUCCAGCCGUGCGGUCACCUGCUCUGCAGUCGCUGCCUGGCAGCCUGGGAGCGUUCAGACAGCAGGACCUGCCCCUUCUGCCGCCGGGAGAUCCAGGGCCGGGAGGCCGUCAGCAUCUACCAGGCGCGGGCCGCGCCCCAGGACGCAGAGGAGCCGAGGGACAGCAGUGGCCUGGAGGACAGGGAGUGGGAGCCCGUGCAGGUGGAUCCCUUGCCUCCUCCGCUCCCCCCUCGGCUAGAUCUGUCCUCCCAGAGACUCAGAAGCGAAGCCAGGCUGAAUGUGGCCCCUCUCACCGUUCCCAGACUCCAGGCCCCUCUCCCCUUGCCUAGAAUGAAAACCGUGGCCUCAGCCCCGUGGGAUGUCACCUCCAGCCCCCAGGCCAGGCAGGGGGCUGCAGAAAGAUCCUGAUAGGAAAGUCACCGUGCCAGCUGGCCCUGUGUGACCCACCAUCCCACACCAGGCCUGGAGGCCAGGGCACCGGGACGAGCUGUGAAGGACCCUGGGGCUGGGAGGGAAAUAAACUCCCAAGCCUGCUCCGUC